AUGAGUUCACACGCCUCUUCCUCGGACGCCGUCGCCAGCGGCGGCGACAAAAAGCAGCCCACGUCGCGCGGCGCGCGCACAGUAGGCGUUGUCGGUGAAAAAGCUGGUGAAAUAAUUAAGGAGGACUUUGGCAACGUGCGCAAGGUUGCGCUCGAGGCCAUGAAGAGCCGCGCAUAUCUGUAUCCGCUCAAGGGUAUCGUCUACUUCAUCACGCACCGAUCGCUGUGGAAGCCGUUCCUCUCGCGCCUCGGCCCCAUCCUGGUGCUGUCGGUUGGCGUCGUCGGAUCCAUGUUUGCGUUUACGUACCUGCCGCAGCUGGCGGUGCUCGUCUUCGUCAACGGGCCGUUUGCGGUGGUGUCGACGGUGCUGCUAGUGCUGAGCGAGAGCUCGGCCAUCAUCAACACCGUGUCGCGCGGAUGGCUGUUGCAGGAUGCCAUCCUCGACACGUUUGAUGGUACGCUCGUGUCGCGCAACGCGACGACCGUCGUCAGCGAAGGCCGCGAGCUCAAGGCUGGCCGCGACCCGAUGCAGCGCCUGGGCAAGGUCCUGCGCAGCCCUUUUGAGCGCUUUAGCCCAAAGGCCAUCAUCCGGUACCUGCUGUACCUACCGCUUAACGCGAUCCCGCUUGUGGGAACCGUGGCGUUUGUCUUUUUCCAAGGUCGCAAUCGCGGACGAUCGGUUCACGAGAGAUACUUUCAGUUGAAGAACUGGUCCGAUGCGCAAAAGUCCAAAUGGGUCAAUACCCAUGUCGGGGCCUACACAUCGUUCGGACUCGUCGCUACUGCCUUGGAAAUGAUUCCCAUCGCAAGCAUGCUCUUCACGUACACAAACACAGUGGGCGCGGCUUUGUGGGCAGCCGAUCUUGAGGCGCACAACACGUCGCUGACAAACGAUACGGCGCCGAAUCUGCGUGCGGCCGCCGACAAGGCGACGGAGAAGUCGGAGCUGUAG
Molecule: messenger RNA, 951 nt
Organism: Beauveria bassiana ARSEF 2860
Lineage: Eukaryota; Fungi; Ascomycota; Sordariomycetes; Hypocreales; Cordycipitaceae
Product: protein family CysZ
Exons: 7
Coding region: 1-951 (316 amino acids)
Cellular component (GO): lipid droplet; ascospore wall; prospore membrane
Source: RefSeq, a predicted model, not a curated record